AUGUUCCUACUGAGCCUCUGGACCCUACGGGUCCUUCUCACUUGGGAAUCUUUGUGGCUGCUGAUCCAGGCAGCUCCGCUUCGGGGGUGGGCCCGGGACCCGGUCCCGUUGUCGUCUGAACCCCGAGGACCGACCGAGCCCUGGCCUUCCCGCUCCUCUGAUCCCCCACCCGAAUCGCCCCAUGCGCUUGCACCCUCGGCACACCCCGAGGGCUUUGCUUCCCUGGGGUCCUCUGCUUCUUCCCAGAUGUCGGCCCCGCCUCAGGAGCUGCCUGACACUUUGGCUCCCUUCCUGGACACGCGUUCAGCUCAAGAGCUGCCUCCAGGGCCAGAUGGGUUUGCUGUUCCACAUCGGGAUCCGAAUGACAAGCUGACUCGACAACAAAGGCUCCGGGAGGGGGUUCCAGUGCCAGGUAGUCAGAAUUCAAGACCAGCAAGGUUUAUUAUUUCACCAAAGAACCUAAAGAAUGAUCUAGGUCAGCAUCGACGGCUUGCUAAGGUGGUUCCUGGAACUUCAGAUCAAUUUACAUCAAAACCUCAGCAACAACCACAAACUCUACAGGAUGAUGCUUAUCUAGAUCCAAGUAUGGGUACAGUUUAUCCUACUGGUCCACCUCUGGAAUUCCCAGAGAACUUCGUUGAGCCUCCAAGGCCCCCUGAACUUUCUCAAUUCCACCCAGGGGAUGAAACUCAAAAUCCAGAGACCCCUGAGGAGAUCCGAUCUUCUUCAUUCCAGCAAGAAGCCUCAGAACAAUCCCCUGAGGAGGUAGAACCUUCUUUAGCCCAGCAGGAGGUCCCAGCUCAGCAGCUACCUGAUACUGGAGAGGUUUUAGCUCAGCCGUCAAUACAUCAUGAAGUGAAUGUUCCAUCUACAAGUCAGACUGCAGCUCAGCACUCACUCUUCUCCAGAGUCACCGUUAAACCUGUGGAUGUGGAGCUUACAGGAACUCCAGAGGCAGGUACCAACAUUGAACCUGUUCCAAGUCAGCAGCAGGCCCCAGCUCAGCCUCCAGAGCACCUUGAGGAGGUAGAACCUUCCUCAACCCAACAAGAGGCCCCAGCUCCUGAGGAGGUUGAACCUCCCUCAACUCAACAAGAAGGCCCAGUUCAAAGACCAGAGCUCUCUGAGGAGGUGGAACCUUCUGCCACCGAGGAGGAGACCCCAGCUGAGUCUCCAGGCUUUCCUGUGGAGGCUGAACCUUCCUCAAGUGAACAGGAGCAGUCAGCUCAGCCUUCUGAGUCUCCUGAGGAGAGUGAAACUUCUCUGACCCAGCAGGAGCCCAUAGCUCAAGCUCCAGAGUCCCCUGUGAUUAAAGCUCAAAUUCCACUAAAUUAUGAGGUGACAGUUCAACCUCAUCAUUAUAAUUUGCCCCAUGUUACAGUUAAACCUCCGGAUGUGGAGGUUACCAUCACUUUGGAGCCUACCAAGGAGACUGACUCUUCUGCAGCCCAGCAGGAGCAACAAGCUCAGUCUCCAGAGCAUCAUGAGGUAACAGUUUCUCAAGUUCAGCCUCCAGUGUUACACUAUGUCGCUAUAAAACCUGUGGAUCAUGUGGUUACCACAACUCCAGAGUCCACGAAUGAAGUUGAAAUUCCAAGCCAACAGGAGGCCCCAGCUCAGUCUUCAGUGGUCCCUCAGCAGUUUAAACCUCUGAAAGGCCAAGAAGAGGUUAUGAUUCAGCAGCCCAACUUCCCUGAAAAGGAUGAACAUUCUCCAGUGCAUCAAGGGGUCCCAACUCAGCCUGAAGAGCUUCCUGAGGAACCAUCUCCAAGCCAGCAGGAAAUCUCAGCAUUACCUCAAGAGCCCCCUGUGGGUACCGGACCGUCUCCAGGCCAGCAACAGCACGCAACUCAGCCCAACUCCACCAACAUAUGUGACCUCUGUACCUGCAAAGAUGAGACAAUGUCGUGUGUUGGUCUCAGCCCAAAGAAGAGGCUCCGCCAAGUGCCUGUGCAGGAGCCUAAUGCCUAUAAUGGCACCUUCACCAUCUUAAAUUUCCAAGGAAAUGCUAUUUCUUACAUUGAUGAGAAUGUAUGGAAAUCAUACCCUUGGACUGAGAAACUAAUUCUCAGUGAAAACAAUUUGACAGAAUUACGCAAAGAUUCAUUUGAAGGCCUGCUAUCCCUCCGGUAUUUAGAUUUAUCAUGCAAUAAAAUAGAGUCAAUUGAAAGAGGUACAUUUGAAACCCUACCGUUUUUGCAGUUUGUAAAUCUUGGUUGCAAUUCACUGACGGAAGUGACCUUUGGAACAUUUCAGGCUUGGCAUGGAAUGCAAUUUUUACAUACGAUAAUUCUCAAUCAAAAUCCUCUGGCCACUGUUGAAGAUUCAUAUCUUUAUAAAUUGCCAGCAUUAAAAUAUCUAGACGUGGGAACAACACAAGUCUCACUUACAACAAUUGAGAACAUCCUCAUGGAAACUCUUGAGUUGGAAAAACUGAUCUUACCUAGCCGUCUGGCCUGCUGCCUCUGCCAAUUUAAAAGUAAUAUUGAGGCUGUCUGCAAGACAGUGAAGCUACAGUGUGAGAAUGCAUGUUUGACAAGCACCACAGAUUGUCGUGAAGAAGCAUCUCUAGGGAAUACAGAAGGAUCGCUCAUGAAGGUAUUACAAGCGCGAAAGAAGCACACCAGCACUGAGCUGACUAUUGAGCCAGAGGCACCCUCGGAUAAACAUGGCAUCAGCUUGUCAGGCUUCACGAACGAGCCGCUGGGCUUCAAUGAUGAAAGCGAUGUUAUUAGUGAGCUAAAUUACAUAUUGCCUUACUUCUCAGAGGGAAAUCUAGAAGAUGUGGAAUCAAUGUUAUUACCGUUCAUUAAACUGCUUUUGUCAACACAGGAAAACAGCCUGGCAGACACUGAGGGUAUAGGGAAAAGGCGGCAGAGGAUGAAGAUAGUCCUCAAGGGGCCCAAGGGCAUAAGGAAAAAGCUCUUAGUAGAGGAGAGAAUCUGGAGGAAACAGAGUGCCUGGCCAGUUGCAAAGGAAAUUGCCGAAGCAAGAAGGCUUGGGAGACCAGUCCCAAGUGAACUGGAACACCUUCCCGGGGUGCAGAGCCCCAAGAAGUUUGUGGGAAGCUCCUUGCACACCAAGCCUUCGUUCACGCAGGAGCAUGAGGCAGCUGUCUCUUCUUUACUACAACAGGUCUCGGUGGGCGUGCCUGCUGCUCCCACCACUGCAAAACCCCCACCUAAGGUUAAAAACAAAUCAAAAGACUUGACCGACACCAUUUUUGUUUUAGAAGACGCAAAUGCUAGAGUUAAAAGUAUGGAGGCUGCUAAGCCAAUCGUACAUUCCAGAAAAAAAUACCGCUUUCGUAAAACUCAUUCCCAUGUGGCCCAUGGGACACCCAAGGGCAAACUAAGUCAAGAGGUCAAAACGGAAAGUUUGCUCAAAAGACUGGUGUUUGCAAACAGGCCUCCGUUCUCUGCAGUCAGGAGCCUCAUCAAUUCCCCUUCACGUGAAGCUUUUUCAUCUUCAGGAGACCCGAGUCAUCAGGAGAAUCCUUUUCCAGAGUUAUUUUCCCUUUCAGAAGUUUCUACAGCACACAUUGGUACAUCCCCUGAAGGAAAUGCUUUCGAAGCAAAGAUUUCUGUAGGAAGCACUGCUGUGCCCAAAGAAGCUGUCCCUGAAAGCACAACCUAUGAGAAUCCUUCCACUGCAGGGUCCACUGGGGCUGCAUUCAACAUAAUGCCAACGGUUAAAGAAGCCAGCGAAACCCAGUGGGAAUACCACAACACCGGCACUGACUUCACCCCCAUGCCCCACGACUUUAAUUAUCCCGUGCGCUCAUCCCCAGGUGAUCAGUUUGAAAUGCAGCUAAACCAGCAGCUACGAUCCCUCAUCCCCAACAAUGAUGUGCGAAGGCUCAUUGCUCACGUCAUCCGGACUUUGAAAAUGGACUGUUCUGAGAGCCAUGUGCACUUGGCCUGUGCCAAGCUCAUCGCUAGAACAGGCCUCCUGAUGAAGCUUCUCAGUGAGCAGCAAGAAGUGAAAGUAUCCAAGGCAGAAUGGGACACAGAUCAAUGGAAAACCGAGAACUAUAUCAGUGAGAACACAGAACCCCAGAGCGAGCAGAAAGAGCAGGAGUCAAGUGAGCUCACUAAAAAAGUUCCAGGAUGUGGCUAUAACAACAAACUCAUCUUGGCAAUAUCUGUGACUGCAACAGUGACGAUUUUGAUUAUAAUUUUCUGUCUCCUUGAGAUUUAUGUUCACAGGGGAGGAACACAGGGAGAACUGGAAGGAUCCUCGAGGAGGCGCUAUUUCUGCGGAUGGCGACCACUUUGGCUUAGGGAUAUGUACAGACCUCUCAAUGCCACACGCCAGAAAAAUAUGGCAGAGAAGCUACACGACAAGGAGUCUUCUGAUGAGGAGGAGAUUUUCCACAAGGAUGCAGGGGAGCUCACGGAAGUUGUGGUGACCACACCGGUGGAGUCAGCUGAAGCACCGGAGGAGGAGGAGGAGGAAGCAUAGUGCCCCAGCCUGCCUCAGGCAGCCUGUCAAUAAAUUCUCUAACAUUGGCUUCUCA
This is a messenger RNA of Lemur catta (Ring-tailed lemur), 4519 nucleotides long. RefSeq names its product leucine-rich repeat-containing protein 37A2-like. The record is from RefSeq and is a predicted model, not a curated record. Lineage: Eukaryota; Metazoa; Chordata; Mammalia; Primates; Lemuridae. Gene Ontology annotation, molecular function: protein binding. The transcript is spliced from 15 exons. The coding region runs from base 1 to 4464 and encodes 1487 amino acids.